CUCACAUGUCGGUCACGAUUUUCAGGCUUUGGGGUCGUACAUACGCCAAUAUUCUCAGACUGUGGUUGCAAUUGCGGUUUUGAUGCUCGGCUCUGGUGGUGGGACCUAAGUUGUCGGCCACGCCACAAUCAAGGGGCCGCCGGGCCGCCACGCACCGCCUCCUCUGUACCUUCCUCUCAUGCUCCACGACGUUCGCCGCAGCCUCAAGCGCGAUCAUGACAACAAAACGGAUGCGCUGAUGUAGUCACUUAAUACUUCGAUCAUAAUCGACUUUCUGACUCGGAGUACCAGGCGACUGCUGCCUGCAAUCGCCGCAAUGCGCUCGGUUUUCACCCCGUCCCGCCUCGUUGUGAUGCUCUUCACCUUCUCUUUAAUCAGCUUCCUCUGGACUUAUGGCCUCCCACGUCAGCUUGCUGAGCCUUCGUUACCCAUAAUAGAGCACCCUGCCGACGAAGCAAAGCUUCACGACCCGAUUGCGCCCGCGCCCGUCAUUCGCACCUCUCACGCGACCCCCGCCAUUUCUACUGCCACACCGACGUUGCGAGGAGAGCGGCCGAAGGAAGAUGGCGAUCACAGAUGGGACGACAAGACGAAGAGACCAGAUCGUGUGGAAGAGCAGACGCCACUGCAUGGGCCAAAGGAGACAGGUCCUGCUGGGCAUGACGGAGGCAGGUGGAGUGACAAGGAGAAGGCAGAGAAGAGUGGAAAGUCUGCGACUCAGAUGACAGUUAGUGCAACUCCAGAACUUGUCACAGAGACGAAAUCAAGCCUCAAUACAACCACUGCGACUGCUUCGCCCACCUCGUUCACACCGUACGAGCAUACAGCUGCUCCAGUCAAGGGAUUCUGCAAGGAUGUUCGUCAUGCCCAAGACGUCAUGGUAGUCGUCAAGACCUCGAAAGCCGAGAUCUUCGACAAGCUUUCGGGGCACCUCUCUGGCCUCCUCUCCUGCGUUCCCAACUUCGCCAUCUUCAGCGACCACGCAGGCACGAUCGACGGCAUACCAGUAUACGACGCAUUGCGUGACAUCAGCUCAGAGACGCUUGAUCUUCACGACGAAUUCCGCGAGUACAGGAUCAUUAAGGCAGACCCCGAGUACAAGCCAGAUCCAAAAAAGACAAAGGAACUAGACAAGUGGAAGAUGCUGACUAUGGUAUACGAAGCAUACCAGAUGAACCCGCACGCCAAGUUUUAUGCUUUCAUAGAGGCAGAUACAGGACUGAGCUGGACAAAUCUCUUGCAGUGGGUGGACAGGCUGGACUACAGGAUUGCAUACUACAGCGGCGCGCAGUCGUUCAUCAACCACGUCCAAUUUGCACAACGCGGUCCUGGUAUCUUGCUCUCGCAAGGUGCGCUGCGACAAUAUGCUAGGUCAUACAAGGAACGAUGGGCAAACCAAUGGGAGAAGCGAAUCAGCAAGGAAUGCUGUGGCGACUACAUCCUUGCAACUGCCCUUAAUGACGCGCAUGUCGAGCUGUAUACGUCGUGGCCUCUCAUGCAGGGCGAGCAACCGAACACCCUCGACUACACACGGAAGCAUUGGUGCGCACCAGCCGUGACAUGGCACAAUAUGGAUCACGAGGCGCUGAACAAGAGCUGGGACCUGCAAAAACAGUGGACAGACAAGAAUGGCUGGGAGAAGCCGUACCUUCACAGAGAUGCAUUCGAAGAGUACGUGCAGCCACACCUGAAAACGCAAGUAGAGGACUGGGACAAUCUGGGAUCGGACACGAAGAUCGUCGCACCAGAGGGCCGGCAGAAGCAGCUCAAACUCAACGGCGAGAAACUCAACGGCGAGAAAGGUGAUGAUGCGCGCACCGCAAAAGAAAAGCUGGAGAAAGCCGCUGCUUCGCCGCCGCAUCGACGAGGUGAGAAGAAAGACGAAAAGAAAGGUGACAAGAAAGACGAGAAGAAGGAAGAAGAAACCAAAGAGAUGGUCGACUGGAACGUCAUCGGCACCAUGGUCAAAGACGGCGCCGACAACGCCGAGUCAUGCAAGAAGGUCUGCAUCGAAGUUGAAGAUUGUCUGCAGUGGCGAUACACUACGCACGGUGAUGGCGAGUGCCAUAUGAGCAAGGUAAUCAGAGCAGGCAAGCCCGUUGAGAAGAAAGAAGGCGCGCAGCAAUGGACCAGUGGGUGGAUGACGGACAGAAUCAAGGAGACAACCAAGAAGUGGGUCUGCAAAGAAGUGAGCUGGAAAUUCUAUCAAUAGAUCUAGGGGUUUUGUUUGGCGUUAUAAAGCAUCUUACAGGGAUCUCACAGCACAGCGUGUUGGUUGUACAUAAUUGCAUUGUAUA
Molecule: messenger RNA, 2297 nt
Organism: Boeremia exigua
Lineage: Eukaryota; Fungi; Ascomycota; Dothideomycetes; Pleosporales; Didymellaceae
Exons: 1
Coding region: 317-2212 (631 amino acids)
Source: RefSeq, a predicted model, not a curated record